AUGAUCGCAUCAGCGACCUCUAAGCGAGCCUGCUCGAGGCGCUCGCUCACAAUAUGUAGCUGGAGGCGGGUGGGUGUUGCAGCGGCAAUUGCGCGUGUAGAUGAUCUUGAACGGGACAUCACAAAUGAGCGGAAGCUGUGUCAGUCUUUGAAGAAGCAGUCCCGAAAAACUCGAUUAAAGCAACAAAAGAGUGACUUAUUGCGAGACACUUGUUCAAAAUUUAAGCAGAGCGAGAGCGACUUGCGAUUUGUCGGAGCAAGCAAAUCUCCAGACAUCUGGGCAACCCGAGGACCGACACAGUCUUCCAUCGACAAAGAACAUCGGUUAUUUCUAGCUCGCGAAGAAAACGAUAAACUUGACAGCAUUGAGAUAGCCACAUUCGAAAUUUACCCUGGCCAGCGAUCAUGCAUUGAUCGCAUUAAUAGGGCAAGAUUUUCGGCGAGUCCUGGUGCUAAUGGCGUGGAUAUCCGUCAAACGGCCAAAACGCAAGCGCUUGAACUCAUUUCGAAUCAAACGGAUCAGUUAGUAGGAGAUCAAAUUAAUGCGCUACUUUUCUUGCGCUUCGACAGCGAAAAACGUUGGAGUACUUCUCCGCUCAUUAGCAUGAGCCAAUCUAGAUCGCUUUCACCACAAGCACAACUGACACCUUCGAAAUCCCAGACAGGAAGCGAACAAGGACUAGAGCAACGCAUGUGCUUAACUUCGCUGUGCAUUGGCGCUGCUACCGCAGCUAAAUCACAAAUUCUUUGUAGGACUAUUUUUGCAAUAUUAACGGGAAAUCACUAUCGCUAUUAG
Molecule: messenger RNA, 795 nt
Organism: Plasmopara halstedii
Lineage: Eukaryota; Oomycota; Peronosporomycetes; Peronosporales; Peronosporaceae
Exons: 3
Coding region: 1-795 (264 amino acids)
Source: RefSeq, a predicted model, not a curated record